Molecule: messenger RNA, 1116 nt
Organism: Ostrea edulis (European flat oyster)
Lineage: Eukaryota; Metazoa; Mollusca; Bivalvia; Ostreida; Ostreidae
Exons: 1
Coding region: 1-1116 (371 amino acids)
Molecular function (GO): nucleic acid binding
Source: RefSeq, a predicted model, not a curated record
AUGCACAAGUUCUCCUCUUUGAAAUCACUCAUCAGAGCUAUUUGUGUAUUUCAACGUACCGCACUGAGACGACGUAAACUACCAAUACCAGAUAGAGUACAGCUGCAUCAUGAUGUAGAAUUCUACUUGGUGAAAGUAUCCCAAAAUCUAACAUUCAGUGUGGAAAUCGCAAACCUUUGGAGUGGUAAACCUAUUCCAAAGGACGGUGUUUUACGUGAUCUGGACGAUGGAACCAUUCGACUUGGAGGAAGAAUUCGCACCGGCGAUGCCCUAUCUGGAACACAUGGACCAAUCAUUAUCCACAGCAAAACUUACUUAGCUCGUAUCCUUGUGUUUCAUUGUCAUGAGAAGGUCAAACAUCAAGGACGGCACCUUACAGAGGGAAUGGUACGUUCGUCUGGAUAUUGGUUGAUAGGUGGAAAGAGACUGAUUGUAUCUGUUAUACAUUCCUGUGUAACAUGUAGAAAACUGCGUCGCAAACUAGAACAUCAGAAGAUGGGAAACCUUCCAGAGUGCAGAAUUAAACCAUCACCCCCGUUUACUUACGUGGGUGUUGAUGUGUUUGGACCGUGGGAAGUCACUACCCGUAAGGCGAGAGGCGGUUCAGCGAACAGCAAACGUUGGGCUUUAUUAUUCAUAGAGCGUGUGGAAGAUAUGUCGUCACCAACGUUUAUUAACUCCCUUAAACGUUGUGUGGCAAUCCGAGGGAAAGUACGAGAAUUCCGUUCAGAUAGAGGGACAAAUUUUGUCGGCAUCACAGAUGCAUUAGGAAUCUCUGUGGUGAAUGUGGAAAGCUCAACAAUCAGAAAAUUCAUGAACGACAAUGGUUGUACUUGGAUAUUUAAUCCUCCCCACUCCUCACACAUGGGAGGUGUGUGGGUGAGGAUGAUCGGUAUCGCACUAAGGAUUUUAGACUCUAUAUUGCUAACAGAGUCUAAAAGGAAUCUUACCCACGACGUGUUGAAUACUCUGAUGGCUGAAGUUAGUGCUAUAAUGAACAGUCGACCAAUUGUGCCGGUAUCAACUGACCCAUCUCAACCGACAGUUCUGUCUUCAUACAUUCUUCUUACGCAGAAAACUGAACUGGAUGUUGGACCGUUUUCGCGGGUAGGUUAA